UUUUCUUUAACGUUCACCCUAACUUUGGACCUUCACUUUAAACACCACCACCACCACCACUACUACUACUACUACUCAUAAGACGCACUUUUUUUUAAAUCAUCCAGUAUGAGAGAAAUCAUUUCGGUACACGUUGGCCAGGCCGGUAUCCAAAUCGGUAAUGCUUGCUGGGAACUUUACUGUAUGGAGCACGGAAUUAGCCCUGACGGACGCAUUCCUGGCGAGCAGGUGCUCGGGGAUAACUCGUUCGAUACCUUUUUCAGUGAGACAAGCGCCGGCAAGCAUGUCCCUCGCACCGUGUUUGCGGAUUUGGAACCCACUGUCGUUGAUGAAGUCCGCACUGGCACUUACCGCCAACUCUUCCAUCCAGAGCAAUUGAUCACCGGCAAAGAAGAUGCCGCCAACAACUAUGCCCGUGGUCACUACACCGUCGGCAAGGAGCUCGUCGACACCGUACUUGACCGUGUGCGCAAGCUUGCCGACAACUGUAGCGGCUUGCAAGGUUUCUUGGUUUUCCACUCAUUCGGUGGCGGUACCGGCUCGGGUUUCGGCGCCCUGUUGAUGGAACGCUUGUCGGUCGAUUACGGCAAGAAAUCCAAGCUUGAAUUCAGUGUGUACCCUGCACCCCAAGUCUCGACCGCCGUCGUUGAGCCGUACAACUCCAUUCUGACCACGCACACCACCUUGGAACACUCGGACUGUGCCUUUAUGGUGGACAACGAGGCCAUUUACGACAUUUGCCGCCGUAACCUGGAUAUCGAGCGUCCCACCUACGCCAACUUGAACCGUUUGAUCGCCCAGGUCGUGUCAUCGAUCACUACAUCGUUGCGGUUUGCCGGCUCGCUCAAUGUCGACUUGAACGAGUUCCAGACCAACUUGGUGCCAUACCCUCGUAUUCAUUUCCCCUUGGUCACCUAUGCACCCAUCAUUUCGGCCGCCAAGGCUUACCACGAACAAAUGUCCGUCUCUGAGAUCACCACCUCGUGCUUUGAGCCCAACAACCAGAUGGUCAAGUGUGAUCCUCGCAAUGGCAAGUACAUGGCCUGUUGCUUGUUGUAUCGUGGCGAUGUCGUUCCCAAGGACGCCAAUGCUGCCAUUGCUUCCAUCAGAACCAAGCGCACCAUCCAGUUUGUCGACUGGUGCCCUACUGGUUUCAAGGUCGGUAUCAACCAUCAGCGCCCUAGUGUUGUCCCCGGUGGCGACGUGGCUGAGGUCCAGCGUGCGAUCUGUAUGUUGAGCAACACCACCGCCAUUGCUGAAGCCUGGGCUCGUUUGGACCACAAGUUUGACUUGAUGUAUGCCAAGCGUGCUUUCGUUCACUGGUACGUCGGUGAAGGUAUGGAGGAAGGUGAAUUCUCGGAAGCCCGUGAGGAUUUGGCUGCUCUUGAGAAGGAUUAUGAAGAAGUCGGCUCCGAUUCGUUGGGUGAUUCUGAAAUCGAGGAUGCUGAGGUCGAGUAUUAAAAAAAAAACAAGUGUGCUGUAUACCCCACCUUUUCUUUCAGUCAAAUCAACAUUUUUCUUCUUUUUGUCUAUGUUUGGCGAAUGUGAAAUAUAAAUUUUGCUAAAGAAAGCCAUCUUCAAUACUAUAUGUUUUAAGUAUAUGUUGUGAGUGUCAUCAGGAUAUUUGUAGUCCCUUCUUUAUAUGCAAGCAGACAACCGAAAGUUUUACAUCUAGCGUAGUUGUAGAUAUCAGUAAGAUAG
Molecule: messenger RNA, 1701 nt
Organism: Zychaea mexicana
Lineage: Eukaryota; Fungi; Mucoromycota; Mucoromycetes; Mucorales; Lichtheimiaceae
Product: tubulin alpha-3 chain
Exons: 4
Coding region: 109-1461 (450 amino acids)
Biological process (GO): mitotic cell cycle; microtubule cytoskeleton organization
Cellular component (GO): cytoplasm; microtubule
Molecular function (GO): GTP binding; structural constituent of cytoskeleton
Source: RefSeq, a predicted model, not a curated record